AUGACAACAUCCGACCAUCGUCAUUCAAAUCACCAUAAAGAAUUAAAUAACGUUCCUCAUGCUAAUGAUAAUAAUAAUUCAAGAGAUGCUCAAAUAGAUUCUGAAUUAGUUGAAUUAGAAACAGCUUUAAAUGAUAUUGAAAAAGCCAUGGAUAAAAUAGAAUCACAAAAUUCACAUAUUCAAACAAAAUUACGUGAUCUAUUUGAAUCAAAUAGACAAAUGGCAAAAGAAUUUACUGAUAUACGUCGUGGUAUGACAAAUAAAUUUAAAGAUGUAACACGUGAUUUAGAACAAACAUCAGGUACAGCACAUGAUUUAGCUGCUGUUACAUCAAACACAUUAAAUAAAAUUGAACAAGAAAUGUCAUCAACAAAUGAAAAUAAAAAUUUUAAAUAA
Molecule: messenger RNA, 396 nt
Organism: Rotaria sordida
Lineage: Eukaryota; Metazoa; Rotifera; Eurotatoria; Philodinida; Philodinidae
Source: the annotation of a GenBank genome assembly